Messenger RNA from Malania oleifera, 699 nucleotides. RefSeq lists its product as uncharacterized. The transcript has 2 exons. The record is from RefSeq and is a predicted model, not a curated record. Bases 1 to 699 code for a protein of 232 amino acids. NCBI's taxonomy places the organism in Eukaryota, Viridiplantae, Streptophyta, Magnoliopsida, Santalales, Ximeniaceae.
AUGCCGUUUGGACUGACGAAUGCGCCUGCUGCAUUCGUGGUUGUGUUUAUUAACGACAUAUUGAUUUAUUCAAAGAGUCCCGAGGAGCAUGAGGAUCAUUCAAGGAUAGUACUUCGGGUUUUGAGGGAAAGGAGGUUGUAUACUAAAUUUAAGAAGUGUGAGUUCUGGCUGGAACAUGUGGCAUUUCUUGGGCAUGUGAUAUGUAGGGGUGGUCUUUCUGUGGAUCCAAACAAAAUUGAGGCAAUAAUGGAUUGGGUAAGACCAAAGAACGUCCAUAAGGACAAGAGCUUUUUGGGUUUGGCAGGGUAUUACCAUCGGUUCGUAGAAGGUUUUUCUAAGCUAUCAAACCCUCUGAUAAAGUUAACCAAGAAGAAUGUGAGAUAUGAAUGGACAUAUGAGUGUGAACAAAGUUUCCAAGAGUUUAAGCAGCGACUUAUUGCUGCACCGGUAUUGAUAGUUCCUUCGGGAGAAGGGGGUUUUGUAGUCUAUAGUGAUACGUCUUAUAAAGUCUUGGCAGUAGUAGCUCAACAGCAGAUCAGGAUGGAUCUGGAAAGGCUUGGCAUGGAAUUUGUGGAAGGUAACCAUAAGGGGUUCAUUACAAGUUUGGUUGUUCAACUGACCUUGCAAGAAAGAAUUAAAACUGCUCAGAUGAAAGACGUGGAGCUGGUAAAAAUUAUGGAGGAAGUACAAAGCGGGUAA